UGUCUGUAAACAAUUUGUGUAAUGUCGAAACUAUUAUGCAUUGUUUGCGUAAACAAUACAGCGAAUCUCAAAAACUUGAAUGAAAUCACGUCAAAACAAACCCAAAUAAUAACAAAACUGCGCCAAUGCGUCCCCGAAGUGGAAUGGUCCAUAGAAUCCCAGAUAUGUCAAACGUGUUUGGAACAAUUAGAAAAUGUGUGCGCAUUUCGCGAUUUGUGCAUAAAAUCGUACCUUAGUCGAAAAAACGAAAUCAAAUUGGAAGAGGAGAAGCCUCCACCACACGACGACCAUUUCGUGUGUUUCCAUUGCGAGAAAACAUUCAAAAUAAAGAGCGUUCUUGAAGAACACAUCAAAUACAAACACACCGAUACGAAACCGUUGAAUAUUUGUGAUGUGUGCGGUUCGUCGUUUAGUAAUAAAUAUUUAUUGAAACGGCACUUGAAAAACGUGCACGCAACUGAGAAAAAAUUUAAAUGCGAAUUGUGUGAACGAAAAUUCGCAUCACCUGUGUAUUUAAAUGCACACAAACGGUACCAUUCAGGCGAGAGAAAACACAUUUGUUCGUUCUGUGGUAAGGGGUACAUUACAGCCAGUGAUUUGUAUCACCAUGAAAAAAUUCAUGCUAAUAAAAGAGCAUAUAGAUGUCACAUUUGCCCUAAGGCUUUUAACACUUCUUCAGAUUUACAUAAACACAAAAUUUGUGUACACCAGGAUAGAUCGCAGUGGAAAUACGAGUGCAGUUUCUGUCAGAGGAGAUUUCCUCUGAAGACUAAUCUCGACACACAUACAAAAACUCAUACGGGAGAGAGGAAUUUUCUGUGCCAUUUAUGCGAUAGGAAAUGUAUUAAUCGAUCGGUUUUAAAACGACACAUUGAAAGUCACUCUAUUGUGAAAUCGUUCAAAUGUAAUCUGUGUUUACAAGGAUAUAAGUAUCAAAAAAGUCUCGAUAUACACAUGAUGAAAAUACAUGGGAUUGGCGAUGUAAAAAUACCAGAACGGAUCAAAAAAUACUUUUGUAGUAUUUGUCCAAAGAGUUAUUUCGCAAACAAUAAACUACAAAAGCACAUAAGGACGCACACAGGAGAGCGACCAUUUCAUUGUCCUGCUUGUGAUAAAUGUUUUAUUGACAAGUCGUACAUUAAACAGCAUUUAAAGACUGCUCAUAAUGUAUUUGAAUAAAAAAAAUGGAAAAAUUUGAGCCUUUUAUUCCGUCCAUCUGUGAGCGCACAUCGGAUUUGUACACACGUAAUAUAAUCGCAUUUCUUCUUCGGCACGUCGCGUUUGGGCUUGAAAGAACACAGCCUCCCUAAACCAAUAUUUCAAUUUUUUUGCUCUAGUAAUUAAUGUUAUUAUAAUUACCUGUGAUUACAUUCGGGACAGUGGUGGUCUUCAGUGCGCGGUAAUGUCGGAUCGGAGAUGACGUCAGGUACGAUGUGGGUUAAUUCGCUAGAAAAAAAAAUUAUAAACGAUUGAUGGAGGCUUUCCAUGGUCUUACUCAAUCUCGUGCAUAAUUUUAUUAACGUAGAUACAUUUAGAGUCGGCGUGUUGUUUAUAAUCGCAAUUUCGGCACGCGUACAACAGGAUUUUAUUUUCUUUGUCUUCUUUGGGGUACAACAUGUUGUUGCUACAAGUUGGUAAUGAGUGAGUGAGGUUAGGUUUAAAAAUUAGAGAUGAUUUUACCAUUCUUGGCAAAAGCGAAUGCCAACAAAACCUGGGCCUUCGCUGUGUGAGUCGUAGCCGGAUGGUCUCGACAUUAUUUUCACCUUUUUUUUUCGAUUAAAUUGCGAUUUUUUUUCACUGAUGUGAUUGAUGAGUUGAUGUAGUGGUACCAACCUAAAUUAAA
This is a messenger RNA of Tribolium castaneum (red flour beetle), 1843 nucleotides long. RefSeq names its product zinc finger protein 33B. Gene Ontology annotation, biological process: regulation of transcription by RNA polymerase II. The record is from RefSeq and is a predicted model, not a curated record. Gene Ontology annotation, molecular function: sequence-specific DNA binding; zinc ion binding; DNA-binding transcription factor activity, RNA polymerase II-specific. The coding region runs from base 22 to 1179 and encodes 385 amino acids. Lineage: Eukaryota; Metazoa; Arthropoda; Insecta; Coleoptera; Tenebrionidae. Gene Ontology annotation, cellular component: nucleus. The transcript is spliced from 2 exons.